Messenger RNA from Sphenostylis stenocarpa, 1638 nucleotides. NCBI's taxonomy places the organism in Eukaryota, Viridiplantae, Streptophyta, Magnoliopsida, Fabales, Fabaceae. The record is from the annotation of a GenBank genome assembly.
AUGUCCCUCCACCGCCAUGUUUGCACUACCUCAAAGCUCUCAACGAUCCCUUGGAAGUACAAGAAGUUCGCCAUAGCACAAGGCCAGAAGUCCCUUACCGAUUAUCUCCACGCCACGCGCUGCAUCCCUUACGCCUACGCUGAUCAAAUCUCCAAGAACUCCCACACUGCCCUCACCAAUCUCAUCAGCAAGCUCGGUUCUUUCUCUGUUUCCCACUUCCCCCACACCAUCAACAAAUUCCUCAGGUACAACCCCAUCAACGAAUUUGAGUUCUUCUUCGAGAGCAUUGGUAUCCACCCCUCCAAGUUCCCCUCUUUGUUUCCCCAGAACAAGUUCUUCUUUUCAGAAGAUGGGACCGUUUUGGAUGCUGCUUGUGUUCUCAGCGAAUUUGGGUUUCCCUGGGACAAGCUUGGGGUUCUAUAUGUGAAGAGUGGGUGUGUGUUCAAGUGGGGUGCUUCUGAGCUGAAGGAUAGGCUUUGUGGGUUCAAAAGAUAUGGUUUUUGCAAUGUGCAGGUUGUGGGGAUAUGCCUGGCUUUUCCCUUUGUGUUUGAUGGCCUAGAGGGUGCUGAGAUUGAUGCUUUGUUUUGUGAUUUGAGGUUGCUGUUUGGGGAGUUUGGUUUGGCUGGGUGUGUUGAGGUGAAGGGGAAUGGUGUGGAUGAUUGGGUUAGGGUGUGUAAGAAGAUAAGGUUGUUUUAUGAUUUGACUGGUGGGAAGAACUUUGGGGAGCUCAUUGGAGGGAACAAUGGUGUUGGUGUAGGUGUUAUUGUUGAGCAUGGGGAAGAGGAGUUGGUUCAAGCAAUUGCGUAUUUUUGUAGGUUUGGUGCGAAGGAGGACGUGGCACGGUUGAUUGUAAAUGGACCGGAAUUGUUGGAGCUUGAUAUGGAAUCGAGGGUGGUCAAUGUGAUGAAGCUUUUGAAACACUUUGGAAUGAGCUCCAAUGGUGUUGAUGAUGUUAGGAGGGAUUAUGCUCAUGUGUUGGGGACAGUCAAGAUGAGUAAUCUGCCCAAUGUGAUGAGGGCUUUGGGUUUACAUGAGUGGUUCUUUGCCAAGAUCAAGGAUGGGAAUUAUAGGUUGUUGGUUAGUUUUGUCACGAGCAAUCCCGAUGCGGUACGAGAUAAAGAUUACCUAGGUUGUUUGAAGGCUAUUGAGGCGUCAAGAAUGCCAACUCACAGUAUGAAGAAGUUGAACUUCUUGCACGCCAUUGGCUUUGGAGAAAAUGCUUUAACCAUGAAUGUUUUCUCCCACUUGCACGGAACAAGUUGUGAGUUACAAAAUAGAUUUGACUGCCUUCUACAUUUUGGGAUUGAGUUUUCAAAGGUCUGUAAGAUGAUCAAGGCUCAUCCUAAGAUUCUUAGUCAAAACCCUGAAAAUUUGAAGCAAAAGAUUAAUUUCUUCUGUCAGGAAAUGGGAUACUCAUUGGAGAAUUUGGUCACUUUUCCAGCAUUCUUGUGCUUUGACUUAGAGAAUCGCAUUAAGCCUAGGCACAGAUUUCAUUUGUGGAUAAUGGAAAAGGGUCUGUCUUUAAAAAAAUAUUCCAUUGCAAGCAUGGUUGCAACAAGCAACAGGAAUUUGGUUGCUCGCGCUUAUAGUAUCCACCCUGCUGUUCCAAAACAUUGGUUUGAACAGUUUUAUCCCUGA